Messenger RNA from Schizosaccharomyces japonicus yFS275, 741 nucleotides. Its product is annotated as fungal protein. The transcript has 2 exons. The coding region runs from base 1 to 741 and encodes 246 amino acids. Lineage: Eukaryota; Fungi; Ascomycota; Schizosaccharomycetes; Schizosaccharomycetales; Schizosaccharomycetaceae. The record is from RefSeq and is a predicted model, not a curated record.
AUGCAAUUGUAUCGCACUCUCUGUAAGGAGAUACGUGCAUUUUGGGAUCCGCUAGCUAGGUCCUAUUUACGCGACCAUUUUAGAGAAACAUUUCGCAGCGCAUUGCAAAAUCGCCCAAAAUGGACACAAGAACGAGUGAGCAGCUUUGAGAAACGUAUUCUCCAAUUCGUUAAACGAUUACAAAAGUCGCGACAGGGCCAUGUUGAUCAUUGUUCUUACUUACUCGAAUACGCGUAUGGCCAACGAGGGCCAUUGAAACACAAACGUCUCCGUGAACUUUCGGUCAUACCUCCUGGUACUGAAAGCCCUAUAACUCUGCUUCCCAGCGAACCACGGACGCGUUUGCCUCACAUUUCUCCCUUACUUGCGUGGGUGUACAAACAAAACCAUCGGUUAGGCUUUAUUCGUAAUACUCCCAUGCGAAUGUCAAAGCCAAUCAUUGCUGACAAGACCAUUCCUCCCAGGAAUGCUGCAAACAAAAUUUGGCGUUGCUAUUCUGAAUGCUACCGUCGCAUUCGUGCACCUCUUACCCCAAAAGAAUGGGAACACUUAUCACUGUUGGCUCAAUCGUCAUUCAGCGAACAUUUGAAUUCACCCUUUACUCCAAAAUUUCCUCGCACGAAUCCGACUCGGUUUCUCCAACGAAGAACCCACCAAUUUCUUCAGAACACAUUUGUGCUGGACGAAAUAACGCACCAUAAAUUAUCAGCACCGCGAGCCGUUGAAAAACAUGGAGAAUAG